AUGGAUUUGAAGCCAUCCAAGCUAGGGACGAAAGACUACUGGCAGGACUUUUACAAAGUCGAAAUCCGGAACUUUCAGGAGAACCCCAGCGACACGGGCGAGUGCUGGUUCGACGACUCGGGCGCCCAGGACCAGAUCGUGCGGUACGUUGCCGAUACGUUUGCCGGACAAGACGUCGAGGUGCUUGAUCUGGGCACAGGCAACGGCCGCCUGCUGUUUGGAUUGCGGGACGAGGACGUCGAGGGCAAGUUUUUGGGUAUCGACUAUGUUGCGACUUCUGUUGAGCUGGCUCAGCAGGUGGCAGAUGCUGAGGGGUACGACGUUGAAUUUCAGCAGGUCGAUUUCCUCAAGUCGAGUGCAUGGACCGAUCGCCGGUUCGAUAUUGUGCUGGACAAGGGAACCCUGGACGCGAUUGCCCUGAGCGUCAGUUCUGACGACAAAACGGGGCCCCAGCUCUUGCGAAAUUAA
This is a messenger RNA of Wickerhamiella sorbophila, 468 nucleotides long. Its product is annotated as Protein-lysine N-methyltransferase EFM4. Gene Ontology annotation, molecular function: protein-lysine N-methyltransferase activity. Gene Ontology annotation, biological process: peptidyl-lysine monomethylation; peptidyl-lysine dimethylation. Gene Ontology annotation, cellular component: cytoplasm. The transcript has 2 exons. The record is from RefSeq and is a predicted model, not a curated record. The coding region runs from base 1 to 468 and encodes 155 amino acids. NCBI's taxonomy places the organism in Eukaryota, Fungi, Ascomycota, Dipodascomycetes, Dipodascales, Trichomonascaceae.